AUCUCCUCAUUACCUGCCCAACACCAAGGAAGGCCCCCGAGGAGACCUCCUGGAUGGCAGAAGUGGCAUUUCUGAUGGGCAGCCCCAUCCUGGCCUCAGCGAAGCCCUCCCCCGUGCCACCUCCACCACCCAUCGGAUCAGCAGCUGGUGAGUGCCACGCUGGCCCUGACCUCAGGAUUGGAAAACUGAGGCCCAGAGACUUUUCCUCAUCUGCUCUGGCCUCCCAGCCCUACCUAUCUCCCACCCAGGAAGGUCAGGGUCACUGGAGCCAUUAGUCGCUCCUGACUCUGCCCCUCCAAGAGGGGAGGAGGUUCAUCCUUUGAGCUGCCCUGCCACAAAGUUGACCUUCACCAAAUUUGGGGGAGAGAUGUGUCUAAAUCGCCACAGUUUGGGGAUGACCAAGACAGAAGCAGCCUGGAGCCCAGGUCAGAGCCUUGGAUCCUCCUCCCUGGGGAAAGCUACUGGGAUGGAGACAGCCUGGACUUUCAGCUGGGCUCCUCACCACCCCAUCUUCUGGGCCCCUUCCCUGCACCCCUUGAUGUUCAGGGGUCUUGGGAGCACCCUAUGGUCCGGGAAGCCAGGGAGGGCACCCCGCCUGAGCAGAGGUUCGAGGACUCAGUUAUUGUGAGGACUAUGAAACCCCAUGCCAAGCUCAAGGGCUCUAGAAAGUUCUUGCACCACCAGGGUGAACUGAAGUUUUUAGAGAAAUACUCUCCAAGCCACCACAAGUUUGAUUGGCUCCAAGAUGCAGAUGAGCAGGAGCCCCUGAAGGAUACAGGGUUGCACCUGGACCUCCCUGCCCAGCCACCAGCUGUCACUUCCUUCAGGAGGGUAAUUGUGCCAGUGGAUGACACUCCCAAGACAUUGGACAUGGAGGUUAUGGGUACCAGAGAGGACCUAGGGGACUUCGGAGGGUUGGCCCAGCCUUCUGAGUGGGGCCUCCACACAUCAGCCUCAGAAGUGGCCACACAGACCUGGACAGUGAACUCUGAGGCAUCUGUGGAGCGUCUGCAGCCCCUGCUGUCCCCGAUCCAGACAGAGCCAUACCUGUGUGAACUGUUACAGGAAGUAGCUGAUGGGGUAGACAGUCAUGAAGAGGAAGAAGAGGAGCCAGCUGUGUUCCCAUGCAUUGAGUGCAGCAUCUACUUCAAGCACAAGGAGCAUCUUCUAGAACACAUGAGCCAGCACCAACGGGCACCAGGCCAGGAGCCCCCCGCUGACCGGGCGCCACUGGCCUGUGGCGAAUGUGGCUGGGCCUUCACAGAGCCUAGUGCCUUGGAGCAGCACUGGCAGCUGCACCAGGCUUCCCGGGAGAAGAUUAUUGAAGAGAUCCAAAAGCUAAAGCGAUUUCCAGGUGACGAGGGCCGUGGGGCACGGCUGCAGUGCCCCAAGUGUGUCUUUGGCACCAAUUCUUCUAGAGCCUUCAUGCAGCAUGCCAAGCUGCAUGUGCGUGAGUCACCGCCCAGCCGGCAAGCCAAGGAAACUUUCAGGGGUGGCAGCCCAGUCGUGAAUGUUAGCACCCUUGUCUAUCCCUCCUAUGGAGCCUCCUCAGACAUCAAUACUUGCGUCUACUGUGGCUUCACAGCACCUAGCAAGAGUCUGCUCAGGGAGCACGUGAGGCUAGUACAUGCCUGUGCCCAUUGGGAGGAGGAGGGUGAGGCCUGUGAGGACCUCAUUAGCCAGCCAGGCACUAGCCAGGAUGCAUACACCCACUUACAUGACACUGCCACCAUGGACUAUUUUGGCAAAUCUGAGCCCCUUUUGGCCUCUGUGUGGCAGGAGAACCCUGCUGGAUAUGACCCCGGCCUAGCGUUUGGCCCAGGCUAUCAGCAGCCAGACAUGAGAGAGUUCCCACUGUUAAAUUCAAGCCAGCAGCCUUUUGGAAAGCUUCCCUUUCCUUCCCCUGGGGCAUCUGCUUCCUAUUCUAUACAGUUCAAUAGAAACAAAAGCACUGUCCACCUGCAGAAAACGCAAGACAGGAGUCAGCCUUGGAGUGAAGAGGAAGAAGAAGAUGAGGAAGAUGUAGUACUGACUUCUGAAAUAGAUUUUCCUCCUGAAAACGGAGCCUUUCCACCUGCAGCCAUCCCUAGCCUCAUCCCUCAAGCAGCCUUGGAGUUGAAGCAGACUUUCCAGGGCGCCCUGCAGGCAGCUGAUGCCUCAGCGACGCAGCAGCAGCAGCUCCAAGAAACUGUACCCAUUGUUCUGCUGGCAAAGCUCAGACCCCAAGUCAUGGCUGCAGCCAGCCGGGCAUCUCCAGAGCUGCCGCCUGACGAGCUGGAGCUGAGAAGCACCCACUCCCUGGACUUCCUGCUCCUAGGCACACCUUUGGGUGGCUCACUGGGUCUGGACACACUCCUAGAAGGGGAUCCGGCCACGGCUCUGAAGCCCGAGGAACGGAAAUGCCCCUACUGUCCUGAUCGCUUCCACAAUGGCAUCGGGCUGGCCAACCACGUCCGGGGCCACCUGAACCGCGUGGGUGUCAGCUACAAUGUUCGGCAUUUCAUCUCUGCAGAGGAGGUGAAGGCCAUUGAGCGCAGGUUUUCCUUCCAGAAGAAAAAGAAAAAAGUGGCCAACUUCGACCCGGGCACCUUUAGUCUGAUGCGAUGUGACUUCUGUGGGGCUGGUUUCGAUACUCGGGCUGGCCUCUCCAGUCAUGCCCGGGCCCACCUGCGUGACUUUGGCAUCACCAACUGGGAGCUCACCAUCUCACCCAUCAACAUCCUACAGGAGCUGCUAGCCACCUCAGCAGCUGAGCUGCCCCCCAGCCCCCUGGCCCGUGAGCCUGGGGGGCCACCUGGAAGCUUCCUGACUUCACGACGGCCACGCUUACCUCUCACCGUGUCCUUCCCACCUACCUGGGCUGAGGACCCUGGGCCACUCUACGGAGAUGGCCUGUGUUCUGAGGAAAACACAAUGGUGGCCAUGGACUUGGGGUCUCCCUUACUCCCAAAGAAGAGCCUGCCUGUCUCUGGGACCCUGGAGCAGGUGGCCAGUCGGCUGAGCAGCAAAGUGGCCGCAGAGGUUCCUCAUGGCAGCAAACAGGAGCUGCCAGACCUCAAGGCCCAGAGCCUGACCACCUGUGAGGUCUGCGGUGCCUGCUUUGAGACACGAAAGGGCCUGUCCAGCCACGCACGUUCACAUCUGCGGCAGCUGGGGGUCGCAGAGUCUGAAAGCAGUGGUGCUCCCAUCGACCUCCUCUACGAGCUGGUGAAGCAGAAGGGCCUGCCUGAUGCUCCCCUUGGGCUGCCCCCUAGCCUGACCAAGAAGUCCAACUCACCAAAGGAGUUGGUUGCUGGGGCUGCCAGGCCUGGCCUACUCACCCUGACCAAACCUAUGGAUGCCCCUCCUGUCAACAAAGCCAUCAAGUCACCUCCUGGCUUCUCAGCCAAGGGCCUGGCCCACCCAUCCAGCUCUCCACUCCUCAAGAAGGCCCCACUGACUCUGGCAGGAUCCCCUACACCCAAGAAUCCUGAGGACAAGAGCCCCCAGCUGUCCCUGAGUCCCCUGCCGACUUCCCCAAAGGCACAGUGGCCCCAGUCUGAGGACGAGGGGCCUCUGAAUCUCACUUUAGAUAGUGACGGGGGCAGAGAGCUGGACUGCCAGCUGUGUGGUGCCUGGUUUGAGACCCGCAAGGGCCUGUCCAGCCACGCCCGUGCCCACCUGCGCCACCUGGGCGUCAGCGACCCGGAUGCCAAGGGAUCCCCCAUAGACGUGCUCCACGGGCUCAUCAGGAGGGACGGCAUCCAGAUCCGCCUCCCACCCGGGCAGGGAGCCCUGGCCCAGCUGGGGCGGCCUCCUUCUGCCUCCACAGCCCUCUCCUUGCUCCCUUCCCCACCGCCGGCCAAGAAGGCCAAGCUGAAGGCCUCGGGUAUGGCCAGCCCCUGGGGGAAGCAGGACCUCUCGGCCGCCGGCAUUUUCUGGGCCUCUGAUGUGGAGCCAUCUCCUCUCAACCUCUCUUCAGGCCCAGAGCCAACAAGAGAUAUCCGCUGCGAAUUCUGUGGUGAGUUUUUUGAGAACCGAAAGGGCCUGUCUAGCCACGCGCGCUCCCACCUGCGCCAGAUGGGUGUGACUGAGUGGUAUGUGAACGGCUCACCCAUUGACACACUGCGGGAGAUCCUGAAGAGACGGACCCAAUCCAGGCCAGGUGGACACCUCCACCCACCAGGGCCUAGCCCAAAAGCCCUGGCCAAGGUAGUGGGCAGUGGAGGUCCUGGCAGCUCACUAGAAGCCCGCAGUCCCUCGGAUCUUCACAUCUCACCCUUGGCCAAGAAGUUGCCACCACCACCAGGCAGUCCCCUGGGCCACUCACCGACUGCUUCUUCUCCUCCCACGGCCCGCAAAAUGUUCUCAGGCCUUGCUACGCCCUCCCUGCCCAAGAAACUGAAGCCUGAACAAAUGAGAGUGGAGAUCAAGCGGGAGAUGCUGCCAGGGGCCCUUCAUGGGGAGCCUCACCCAUCUGAAGGUCCCUGGGGUGCGCCUCGAGAAGAUAUGGCACCUUUGAACCUGUCAUCCCGAGCAGAGCCAGUGCGUGACAUCCGAUGUGAGUUCUGUGGUGAGUUCUUCGAGAACCGCAAGGGCCUGUCUAGCCAUGCACGCUCCCACCUGCGCCAGAUGGGUGUGACUGAGUGGUCUGUCAAUGGCUCGCCCAUUGACACACUGCGGGAGAUCCUGAAGAAGAAGUCCAAGCUGUGCCUCAUCAAGAAAGAGCCUCCAGCUGGAGACCUAGCUCCUUCCCUCACUGAAGAUGGCUCCCCGACAGCAGCUCCUGGGGCUAUGCAUUCCCCACUGCCUCUGUCACCCCUGGCUAGCCGGCCAGGAAAACCAGGAGCUGGGCCAACCCAGGUUCCCCGGGAGCUCAGCCUGUCGCCCAUCACAGGGGCUAAGCCUUCAGCUACCAGCUACCUGGGCCCAGUAGCAACCAAGCGGCCCCUCCAGGAAGACCGCUUCCUCCCGGCAGAGGUCAAGGCCAAGACCUACAUCCAGACUGAACUGCCCUUCAAGGCAAAGACUCUCCAUGAGAAGACCUCCCACGCCUCCACCGAGGCCUGCUGUGAGCUCUGUGGCCUUUACUUUGAAAACCGCAAAGCCCUAGCCAGCCAUGCAAGGGCGCACCUGCGGCAGUUCGGUGUGACGGAGUGGUGUGUCAACGGCUCUCCCAUCGAGACUCUGAGUGAGUGGAUCAAACACCGGCCGCAGAAAGUGGGUGCCUACCGAAGCUACAUCCAGGGUGGCCGCCCCUUUACCAAAAAGUUCCGCAGCGUUGGCCAUGGCCGUGACAGUGACAAGCGGCCACCCUUGGGGCUGGCACCUGGGGGCCUGUCCCUGGUUGGCCGAAGUGCUGGGGGUGAACCGGGGCUUGAAGCUGGCAGGGCAGCUGACAGUGGUGAACGGCCUCUGGCAACCAGCCCACCUGGGACUGUGAAGUCUGAAGAACACCAGCGGCAGAACAUCAACAAAUUUGAGCGCCGGCAAGCCCGCCCCCCGGAUGCUUCAACAGCUCGGGGUGGUGAGGAGGCCAAUGACCUGCAACAGAAGCUGGAAGAGGUUCGGCAACCCCCACCCCGGGUCCGGCCAGUCCCCUCCCUGGUGCCUCGCCCCCCCCAGACAUCACUGGUCAAGUUUGUGGGCAACAUCUAUACCCUCAAGUGCAGGUUCUGUGAAGUGGAAUUCCAUGGCCCACUCUCCAUCCAGGAAGAGUGGGUGCGGCAUUUACAGCGGCACAUUCUGGAGAUGAACUUCUCCAAAGCAGACCCUCUGCCUGAGGAGCCCCAGGCCCCACAGGCACAGACAGCAGCUGUAGAGGCACCCUAACAUACAAGCAUUCCAGAUCCCCUUUUGUGCCACCUGUCCCUUCCCAUUUCUCCUCUGUAUCCCCCC
Acomys russatus (golden spiny mouse) is the source of this 5877-nucleotide messenger RNA. It is a transcript of the gene Wiz, whose product is annotated as WIZ zinc finger. Gene Ontology annotation, biological process: regulation of transcription by RNA polymerase II. Gene Ontology annotation, molecular function: RNA polymerase II cis-regulatory region sequence-specific DNA binding; DNA-binding transcription factor activity, RNA polymerase II-specific. Gene Ontology annotation, cellular component: nucleus. The record is from RefSeq and is a predicted model, not a curated record. Lineage: Eukaryota; Metazoa; Chordata; Mammalia; Rodentia; Muridae. The transcript has 13 exons. The coding region runs from base 565 to 5811 and encodes 1748 amino acids.